AUGCGCGUCCUCGGCGAUUCAUACGUGAAGAAGGAAUUUCGGGCACACCGGAAUGCGGAAAACCCAUUGCAUAUCAUUGGAUUCUUGACUGAGUGGCAGCUGUAUGCGCAGAAACUGGAAGGCGAUAAUUGGGCUGGAGAGAAGCUUGACAAGUCUAAAAUAGACAAGCUGAGUGACCAGCAAAUUGGUCAGCUUUUUGAGCUGAUGCAGGCUAUUCGGAACCCCGAGGCUGGGGGUGAUGGUGAAGGCGAAGGCCAGAAAUAA
Penicillium macrosclerotiorum is the source of this 264-nucleotide messenger RNA. Its product is annotated as succinate dehydrogenase assembly factor 3. The record is from RefSeq and is a predicted model, not a curated record. The transcript is spliced from 3 exons. Gene Ontology annotation, cellular component: mitochondrial intermembrane space; mitochondrion. Lineage: Eukaryota; Fungi; Ascomycota; Eurotiomycetes; Eurotiales; Aspergillaceae. The coding region runs from base 1 to 264 and encodes 87 amino acids. Gene Ontology annotation, biological process: succinate metabolic process; mitochondrial respiratory chain complex II assembly.